AUGUUUGAUGAUGUUAUACUUCCGCUCGAGUUCCGUCGGGCUCUGGCUCUUGCUCUUGCUGUGGUUCUGGUUCUGGUUCACGGUCCUCUGGAGGAUCUCGUCUUCGGGUUCGGGGUUGGGUUCCUGGAGUUUACCCCGUUAGCUUUCUGCUUCUUCGUGCUGUUACUGGCUGAUCUGGUGGCGGGAUGGGCGAUAUCGGAUGGAAGUUAUUUGGUUCUGCCUUGCUGGGCUGGCUGGUGGAACGAGGUCUCGGGUGCAUACGUAUGUCUGUGGUCAAAACGAGCCAGGAGAAUUUUGACGGGACAGUGUAUUGGCAUCAUGCAGGGUGGUUAUGGAGUUAAUUCUUAUAUCCCAAUACCCUUCAUUGGCCUGUUCAAACCUGCAACGGAUAACCACACUGUCAGGGCCCCAUUACUUGGAACUUAUCAAACACCAUAUCCCAAUCCGGUCCUCAUCUCCAGGCCUCCACAUUCAAGUCUACAUGCCUGGCCGAAUUAUAACUGA
Molecule: messenger RNA, 504 nt
Organism: Nannizzia gypsea CBS 118893
Lineage: Eukaryota; Fungi; Ascomycota; Eurotiomycetes; Onygenales; Arthrodermataceae
Exons: 3
Coding region: 1-504 (167 amino acids)
Source: RefSeq, a predicted model, not a curated record